GGCCCAGAUCUGCAAGAAGACAAGGAACGAGAAGGGAUUAAAAAUUAAAACUUUCACCAACUUACACUACCAACCAACAAGCAGAGAAUGAAGAAGAAAAGAGACCGAAAGAAGGAGAUGGAAGCAACGGCUUCGAAACUGGAACAGAGGAAAUCAGCAGGUGGAGAAGAUGAGAAUUAAAGAAAAAACGGGUUUGGGUUAUAAAUGAAGAGGUAUAUAUAGUGGUUUAGUAGUAAAUUUAUUAAGAUAUAAGGGUAAAAUAGGUAUAACAUGUCACUUUCAUUAAUUGGAAGCUGGAAGCUCCUGCAAAAGCUUCAAAUUCCUUACUUCUCAAUUUUCAAAAGGUGGAAGCUAACUUUUGCUUCCUGGGAGCUGAAGCUCAGUUCAAAAGUUAGGGUAUUUGGUGUAGCUGCACCUUUUGGACUUCAAAAGGCCUUCCGACCAGUUGCACCAAACACCCACUAAUUUGGCUACGUUGCUUCAUUUAGUUGUGGUAUUUUGUUUUUUCCUUUUUUUUUAUUUUUAAAUUCAAACAUAAAAAGGGAAAAAUUCAUGAAAUCAAUAGAGUAGUUCUCU
Rubroshorea leprosula is the source of this 576-nucleotide messenger RNA. Lineage: Eukaryota; Viridiplantae; Streptophyta; Magnoliopsida; Malvales; Dipterocarpaceae. The record is from the annotation of a GenBank genome assembly.